Sorex araneus (European shrew) is the source of this 10884-nucleotide messenger RNA. RefSeq names its product calcium voltage-gated channel subunit alpha1 D (gene CACNA1D). Gene Ontology annotation, cellular component: membrane; voltage-gated calcium channel complex. The record is from RefSeq and is a predicted model, not a curated record. Gene Ontology annotation, biological process: calcium ion import across plasma membrane. NCBI's taxonomy places the organism in Eukaryota, Metazoa, Chordata, Mammalia, Eulipotyphla, Soricidae. The transcript has 49 exons. The coding region runs from base 665 to 7207 and encodes 2180 amino acids. Gene Ontology annotation, molecular function: high voltage-gated calcium channel activity.
CGGGCGGGGGCGGGACGGCGGCGGGCGCGCAGCGUCGCCGGGGCGAAGGCGGCGUGCGGCGCGGCGCGGCGGGCGCGGAGCGAGCGAGGAGCGAGGGAGCGAGCGCCUCCGUCCCCGGAUGUGAGCUCCGCUGCCCGCGGUCCCGAGCCAGCGGCGGCGCGGGCGGCGGCGGGCAGCGGGCAGCGGGCAGCGGGCACCGCGGCGGGCGGGCGGCGGCGGGCGGGCAUGGGGGGCGCUCGGAGCAGCCCCGGCGGCCGGGCCGGCAUCCUCGCGGCGUCCCUCCGCUAGAGCAGGGACCAAGCCAAUUCUCCUUUGCAGCAAAAAAAAAAAAAAAAAAAAAAAAAAAAAGAAAAGAAAAAAAAAGAAAAAUAAUUACAUGUAUAUAUUACUAAGAUAAUAUAUACAUUGGACCUUAUUUUUUUUAAAAAAAGUUUAUUUUGCUCCAUUUUUGAAAAAGCGGGAGCGUGGGUGGCGAGCGGUUUUUAUAAAUUAUUCUUAUUUUCUGUAAUCUGUCCCCGUCCCUCCCCACCCCCUGCUAAAGCGAGACUAAGGGCAGGGACCGCAGCUCCCAUCUACCGGUCACCCCUUUACCCGUUCCUCCCCCUCGUCCCUAACGUCCAGCACAGUGCCCUGCACACAGUAGGCGCUCAAUAAAUGUUCGUGGAUGAUGAUGAUGAUGAUGAUGAAAAAAAUGCAGCAUCAACGGCAGCAGCAAGCGGACCACGCGAACGAGGCAAACUAUGCAAGAGGUACCAGACCCCCUCUUUCUGGUGAAGGACCAACAUCUCAGCCGAACAGCUCCAAGCAGACGGUCCUGUCUUGGCAAGCUGCAAUCGAUGCUGCUAGACAGGCCAAGGCUGCCCAAACUAUGAGCACCUCCGGACCCCCACCUGUAGGAUCUCUCUCCCAAAGAAAACGUCAGCAAUACGCCAAGAGCAAAAAACAGGGUAACUCGUCUAACAGCCGACCUGCCCGCGCCCUUUUCUGUUUGUCACUCAAUAACCCCAUCCGAAGAGCCUGCAUUAGUAUAGUGGAAUGGAAACCCUUUGACAUAUUUAUAUUAUUGGCUAUUUUUGCCAAUUGUGUGGCCUUAGCUAUUUACAUCCCAUUCCCUGAAGAUGAUUCUAAUUCAACAAAUCAUAACUUGGAAAAAGUAGAAUAUGCCUUCCUGAUUAUUUUUACAGUCGAGACGUUUUUGAAGAUUAUAGCGUAUGGAUUGUUGCUACAUCCUAAUGCUUACGUUAGGAAUGGAUGGAAUUUACUGGAUUUUGUUAUAGUGAUCGUAGGGUUGUUUAGUGUAAUUUUGGAACAAUUAACCAAAGAAACAGAAGGCGGUAACCACUCCAGUGGCAAAUCAGGGGGCUUUGAUGUCAAAGCCCUCCGCGCCUUUCGAGUGUUACGACCACUUCGACUAGUAUCAGGAGUGCCCAGUUUACAAGUUGUCCUGAACUCCAUUAUAAAAGCCAUGGUUCCCCUCCUUCACAUAGCCCUUUUGGUAUUAUUUGUAAUCAUAAUCUAUGCUAUUAUAGGAUUGGAACUUUUUAUUGGAAAAAUGCACAAAACAUGUUUUUUUGCUGACUCAGAUAUCGUAGCUGAAGAGGACCCAGCCCCAUGUGCGUUCUCAGGGAAUGGACGCCAGUGCACCGCCAAUGGCACGGAGUGUAGGAGUGGCUGGGUUGGCCCAAACGGAGGCAUCACCAACUUCGAUAACUUUGCCUUUGCUAUGCUUACCGUGUUUCAGUGCAUCACCAUGGAGGGCUGGACAGACGUGCUCUACUGGGUAAAUGAUGCGAUAGGAUGGGAAUGGCCAUGGGUGUAUUUUGUUAGUCUGAUCAUCCUUGGCUCAUUUUUCGUCCUUAACCUGGUUCUUGGUGUCCUUAGUGGAGAAUUCUCCAAGGAGAGAGAGAAGGCCAAGGCGCGGGGAGACUUCCAGAAGCUCCGAGAGAAGCAGCAGCUGGAAGAAGAUCUGAAGGGCUACCUGGACUGGAUCACCCAAGCGGAGGACAUCGAUCCCGAGAACGAGGAGGAAGGAGGAGAGGAGAGCAAACGGAACACUAGCAUGCCCACCAGCGAGACGGAGUCCGUGAACACAGAGAACGUAAGUGGCGAAGGCGAGAGCCACGGCUGCUGUGGGAACCUCUGGUGCUGGUGGAAAAGAAGAGGCGCGGCCAAGGCUGGGCCCUCGGGGUGCCGGCGGUGGGGUCAAGCCAUCUCUAAAUCCAAACUCAGCCGACGCUGGCGACGCUGGAACCGAUUUAAUCGCAGGCGAUGCAGGGCUGCUGUGAAGUCGGUCACGUUUUACUGGCUGGUUAUCGUCCUGGUGUUUCUCAACACAUUAACCAUCUCAUCCGAGCACUACAACCAGCCUGACUGGCUGACACAGAUUCAAGAUAUUGCAAACAAAGUCCUCUUGGCCCUCUUCACCUGCGAGAUGCUGGUGAAGAUGUACAGCUUGGGUCUGCAGGCCUAUUUCGUAUCUCUCUUCAACCGCUUCGAUUGCUUCGUGGUGUGUGGCGGCAUCACUGAGACCAUUUUGGUGGAGCUGGAAAUCAUGUCUCCCCUGGGCAUCUCCGUGUUCCGCUGUGUGCGCCUCCUGCGGAUCUUCAAAGUGACCAGGCACUGGACCUCGCUGAGCAACUUGGUGGCGUCCUUACUGAACUCCAUGAAGUCCAUCGCUUCGCUGCUGCUGCUGCUCUUCCUGUUCAUCAUCAUCUUCUCCCUGCUGGGGAUGCAGCUGUUCGGAGGCAAGUUUAAUUUCGACGAAACGCAAACCAAGCGGAGCACGUUUGACAACUUCCCGCAAGCGCUUCUCACCGUUUUCCAGAUUCUGACAGGUGAAGACUGGAACGCUGUGAUGUACGAUGGCAUCAUGGCCUAUGGGGGGCCGUCAUCUUCGGGAAUGAUCGUCUGCAUCUACUUCAUCAUCCUCUUCAUCUGCGGGAACUACAUUCUUCUGAAUGUCUUCUUGGCCAUUGCUGUGGACAAUUUGGCUGAUGCUGAAAGUCUGAACACUGCUCAAAAAGAGGAAGCUGAAGAAAAGGAACGAAAAAAGAUUGCCAGGAAAGAGAGCCUGGAGAACAAAAAGAACAAUAAGCCCGAAGUGAACCAGAUAGCCAACAGCGACAACAAGGUGACUAUUGAUGACUACCGAGAAGAAGAUGAGGACAAGGACCCUUAUCCACCCUGUGACGUGCCAGUAGGUGAAGAGGAAGAGGAGGAAGAAGAAGAUGAACCUGAGGUUCCUGCUGGCCCCCGACCUCGAAGGAUCUCGGAGUUGAACAUGAAGGAGAAGAUCGCCCCCAUUCCUGAAGGGAGCGCAUUCUUCAUUCUUAGCAAGACCAACCCGAUCCGCGUGGGCUGCCACAAGCUAAUCAACCACCACAUCUUCACCAACCUCAUCCUCGUCUUCAUCAUGCUGAGCAGUGCUGCCCUGGCCGCUGAGGACCCCAUCCGGAGCCACUCCUUCCGGAACACUAUACUGGGCUACUUUGACUAUGCUUUCACAGCCAUCUUUACUGUUGAAAUCCUGUUAAAGAUGACGACGUUUGGAGCCUUCCUCCACAAAGGGGCUUUCUGCCGGAACUACUUCAACUUGCUGGACAUGCUGGUUGUCGGGGUGUCUCUUGUCUCCUUUGGGAUCCAAUCUAGUGCCAUUUCCGUGGUGAAGAUUCUGAGGGUCCUCCGAGUCUUGCGGCCCCUCCGGGCGAUCAACAGAGCCAAAGGACUGAAGCAUGUCGUCCAGUGCGUCUUUGUGGCCAUCCGGACCAUCGGCAACAUCAUGAUCGUCACCACCCUCCUCCAGUUCAUGUUUGCCUGCAUCGGGGUCCAGCUGUUCAAGGGCAAGUUCUAUCGCUGCACGGACGAAGCCAAAAGUAACCCUGAGGAAUGCAGGGGCCUUUUCAUCCUCUACAAGGACGGGGAUGUUGAUAACCCCGUGGUCCGGGAGAGGAUCUGGCAAAACAGCGACUUCAAUUUUGACAAUGUCCUGUCUGCCAUGAUGGCACUUUUCACCGUGUCCACAUUUGAGGGCUGGCCUGAGCUGCUGUAUAAAGCCAUCGACUCAAACGGAGAGAAUGUCGGCCCCAUCUACAACUACCGCGUGGAGAUCUCCAUCUUCUUCAUCAUCUACAUCAUCAUUGUGGCUUUCUUCAUGAUGAACAUCUUUGUGGGCUUUGUCAUUGUCACCUUUCAGGAGCAGGGGGAGAAAGAGUAUAAGAACUGUGAGCUGGACAAAAAUCAGCGCCAGUGUGUGGAAUACGCCUUGAAGGCACGUCCCUUGCGGAGAUACAUCCCCAAAAACCCCUACCAGUACAAGUUCUGGUACGUGGUGAACUCCUCGCCUUUCGAAUACAUGAUGUUUGUCCUCAUCAUGCUCAACACACUCUGCUUGGCCAUGCAGCACUAUGAACAGUCCAAGAUGUUCAACGAUGCCAUGGACAUUCUGAACAUGGUCUUCACUGGGGUGUUCACCGUCGAGAUGGUUUUGAAAGUCAUUGCAUUUAAACCCAAGGGGUAUUUUAGUGACGCCUGGAACACGUUUGACUCUCUCAUCGUAAUCGGCAGCAUUAUAGACGUGGCCCUCAGCGAAGCCGACCCAACUGAAAGUGAGAAUGUCCCUGUCCCCACCGCUACACCUGGGAACUCUGAAGAGAGCAAUAGAAUCUCCAUCACCUUUUUCCGUCUUUUCCGAGUCAUGCGAUUGGUGAAGCUUCUCAGCAGGGGGGAAGGCAUCCGAACCCUGCUGUGGACUUUCAUUAAGUCCUUUCAGGCACUCCCGUACGUGGCCCUUCUCAUAGCCAUGCUGUUCUUCAUCUACGCGGUCAUCGGCAUGCAGAUGUUUGGGAAAGUCGCCAUGAGAGAUAACAACCAGAUCAACAGAAACAACAAUUUCCAGACAUUUCCCCAGGCGGUGCUGCUGCUGUUCAGGUGUGCCACGGGGGAGGCCUGGCAGGAGAUCAUGCUGGCCUGCCUCCCCGGGAAGCUGUGUGACCCCGAGUCUGACUACAACCCGGGGGAGGAGUACACAUGUGGCAGCAACUUCGCCAUCGUCUACUUCAUCAGUUUCUACAUGCUGUGCGCCUUUCUGAUCAUCAACCUGUUCGUGGCCGUCAUCAUGGACAAUUUCGAUUACCUGACCCGGGACUGGUCUAUUCUGGGGCCUCACCAUUUAGACGAAUUCAAAAGAAUAUGGUCCGAAUAUGACCCUGAGGCAAAGGGACGGAUCAAGCACCUGGACGUGGUCACUCUGCUCCGCCGCAUCCAGCCGCCUCUUGGCUUUGGGAAACUAUGCCCACACAGAGUAGCCUGCAAGAGACUCGUUGCCAUGAAUAUGCCCCUCAACAGUGACGGGACGGUCAUGUUCAAUGCCACCCUGUUUGCUCUGGUGCGAACGGCUCUUAAAAUCAAGACAGAAGGGAACUUGGAACAGGCAAAUGAAGAACUGCGUGCUGUGAUCAAGAAAAUCUGGAAGAAAACCAGCAUGAAACUACUUGACCAAGUGGUCCCUCCAGCUGGUGAUGAUGAGGUAACCGUGGGGAAGUUCUAUGCCACUUUCCUGAUACAGGACUACUUUAGGAAAUUCAAGAAACGGAAAGAACAAGGCCUGGUGGGAAAGUACCCCGCGAAGAACACCACGAUUGCCCUGCAGGCGGGACUCAGGACGCUGCACGACAUUGGGCCUGAAAUCCGACGGGCUAUCUCAUGCGAUUUGCAAGAUGAUGAGCCUGAGGAAACAAAAGGCGAGGAGGAAGAAGAUGUGUUCAAAAGAAAUGGUGCCCUGCUUGGAAACCAUGUCAAUCAUGUUAAUAGUGAUAGGAGAGAUUCCCUUCAGCAGACCAAUACCACCCACCGUCCCCUGCAUGUCCAAAGGCCUUCAGUUCCACCUGCAAGUGAUACUGAGAAACCGCUGUUUCCUCCAGCAGGAAAUUCGGUGUGUCAUAGCCAUCAUAACCAUAAUUCCAUAGGAAAGCAAGUUCCCAGCUCAACCAAUGCCAAUCUCAAUAAUGCCAAUAUGUCCAAAGCUGCCCCUGGAAAGCGGCCCAGCCUUGGGAACCUUGAGCAUGUAUCUGAAAAUGGGCAUCAUUCCUCCCACAAGCAUGACCGUGAGCCUCAGAGAAGGUCCAGUAUUAAAAGAACCCGCUAUUACGAAACGUACAUUAGGUCCGACUCGGGAGAUGAGCAGUUCCCAACCAUUUGCCGUGAAGACCCAGAGCUCCACAGUUACUUCCGGGAUGCCCGCUGCUCGGGGGACCAGGAGUACUUCAGCAGCGACGAGUACUACGAGGACGACAGCUCUCCGGCAGGGAGCAGGCAAAGCUACGGCUACUACAACAGAUACCCAGGCAGCAACCUAGACUUCGAGCGACCGCGAGGCUACCACCACCCCCAAGGGUUCCUGGAGGACGACUCGCCCCUGUGCUAUGAUUCCCGGAGAUCACCCAGGAGACGCCUGCUACCUCCCACCCCGACAUCCCACCGCAGAUCCUCCUUCAACUUCGAGUGUCUGCGCCGGCAGAGCAGCCAGGAGGAGGCCCCGCCGUCCCCCGCCUUCCCGCACCGCACCGCCCUGCCCCUGCACCUCAUGCAACAGCAGAUCAUGGCCGUGGCCGGUCUGGACACGAGUAAAGCCCAGAAGUACUCCCCAAGCCACUCGACCCGAUCGUGGGCCACCCCUCCAGCAACCCCUCCGUACCGGGACUGGACGCCGUGCUACACGCCGCUGAUCCAGGUGGAGCGGCUGGAAGCCCUGGACCAGGUCAACGGCAGCCUGCCCUCCCUGCACCGCAGCUCAUGGUACACCGACGAGCCGGGCAUCUCCUAUCGGACUUUCACACCAGCCAGCCUGACUGUCCCCAGCAGCUUCCGGAACAAAAACAGCGACAAGCAGAGGAGUGCAGACAGCUUGGUGGAGGCCGUCCUGAUAUCUGAAGGCUUGGGACGGUAUGCCAGGGACCCAAAAUUUGUGUCGGCGACAAAAUACGAAAUCGCCGAUGCCUGUGAUUUGACCAUCGAUGAGAUGGAGAGCGCAGCCAGCAACCUGCUGAAUGGGACUGUGCACGGCCGGGCCAACGGGGACGUGGGGCCCCUCUCCCGCCGGCAGGACUACGAGCUGCAGGACUUCGGGCCUGGCUACAGCGACGAGGAACCGGAGGCCGGCCGAGAAGAGGAGGAUCUGGCGGACGAGAUGAUCUGUAUCACCACCCUGUAGCCCUGAGGCCCGGGCAGCAGAUGGCCAGGGAACAAGUGCCUCGUAAUUAGGAAAGUUCAGGCACUGGCGUGGACCCUGUUCUCGCCCAGACUUUCGUGUAAGGGCCGCCGUGCCUCAAGGAAGCCAUAUACCUGGUAGGGAGCAGCCGCGCACGUGGCCCCAGAAGCUCGGAGCAGUGGGUCAGCCCACUGGGAGGGGACCAGUAAGGUCAUCGGACAAGCCUCACCUGCUCCCCCCCAGAGUGCAGCGGGGCCCCCCACACCCAGCCCGCCAGUGCGCAGGUACGGCGCAGAAGGGUCAAGGUGAUGACGAUCGCCAUACCUGUGUCAUUACCUCAGCCAUCAGUCUAGCAUAUCAGACAUUCACUGGGCCCAGCAUAUCCAUUUUCAAUGCCCCCCGCCCUCCUGAUCCCCCAGCACACUGCUUCCUGGUUCCUGUUCAAUGUGUGUGCAAUGCAGUGUGUCCAUCAGAACCUACCUACCAGCUGUCGUCCUGAGGGGCAGGACCUGAUCACAGGGUGUGCGGGCAUGCGAUGGUACCCGCAGCCCCUGACAGGCUGAGGGCCACUGUGUGAACUGGAAUCAUCACUCACUCGCAACCAGGUCAACUCAGAGAACGCUAAUUUGUUUAAAACUACAGCUUUCCUGUACAGGACUUGUAAUAUACUCUCAUUUGUAUUUGUAAAGAGAUGGUCUAUAUUUUGUAAUUAUUGUACCGUAUUUGAACUGCAGCAAUAUCCAUGGGUCCUAAAUAAUUGUAGUUCCCCCACUGAAAUGUAGAAAUCAUUCAUAUUUUUACUGGGGCUAUACAGAAGUAGAACCAAUAGAGCCCAUUCUCAUUCAUUCUGCGAAAAAACAAAAACAAAACAAAACAACAAGAAAAAAAAAAAAAACCAGGAACCUUUUGGGGGUAAAAUUCUGAGUUCAAAUACGACAGAUAUUUUUCUAAAAUGUGUUGGGUCACUUUAACAAGAUACACUAGAUGAUUGUUUGCUGUCUUUCCUUCGGGGCUGGGGCUCUCUGGGUUUAUACGGGGCCCCAGAUACUCUCCUUGGUUGCGCCUGCCCCUUAACUCUGACUAACCCUCUGGUACGUUCACAGCAGCCGGUGGUCAGGCUGGUUCUUCUGACCCUGCAGAGUCGUUGCUUUGAUUUGCUUAGUUGUCCCCAUCGGACAUUGUUGCAUCUCAGCAAAGUAAUCAUCGCGUAGAUGAACAAAGUACCUGGUCCCUUGUCCCCUGGGGCCAGUGAUGCAGCUUUUCUUACGUAAGGAGUGCUGGGGGCAGGGGACAGAGCGAGCAAAGGGAGAACCUACAGGACUCGAAUGUUAGGGGCUGUACAAAUCAUAUUGUUGCCUUUUUUUACAAAAACAUUGCUGUACUGUGUAAUCUCUUUGAGGGCUUUUAUAUGCAACUGAAUGAGGGCUGACGUUUUCAUAGGAAUGCACUCACGCCGAUUGUACUUCCUGAUGAAAACCCACUUUGGGAUCACUCAUACCAUCCCGGCUUCCUUUUCUGUUCACAGAAUUAUGCCAACUUUGUCGCGUUACCAUGGCAGGGAUUCCCUGCCAUUCAAAAAAGAAUAAUCAUCAUAACAGGUAGCAAUUUGGGGUUCACAGUUUUUUAAUAGUAUAGACAACCUGUUCCUGAUUUUGUUGAUGUUGUUGUUGUUGUUGUUGCUGUUGUUUGGGAGGUUCUGGGUUUUUGUUUUUGUAAAUAAUACCACUUUGUUAUGAAGACCUGACAGACCUCUUCUUAAAACAUUCUUAUUCCAGAUCCAAGCAAAAACACAUCAAGGUUUGUAAAUGACUAUUUCCUGACAUAACUUUUUUUUAAUUAAAAUGCAAAAUGUUCUUCAGAAUAAGUCGUGUAAUCAUCUUGUAUUCAGCAGCGCUCUCUGCCCUGAGAGCAUCAGCAGGGGCCGUGGCUGAAGUUCUCCCCCUCAGAGUCUCUCUCCUGUGGCUCCUCAAGGCUGCAGUGACGGCCGCCAACGGAGCCUUGUUCCUCCCAAGGGCUAAGCUACUGGCAUCUCCUCCACAGACUCUGUCUCUGCGGGGACCGGCCUGGUGACAGGCCUGAGCUCGCAGCUGACCUUUUCCCACCAGCACAUGCACACCGGCGCGGGCCACGCCGCUCCCCACAUCUGUCUGUUUUAAGGCUGGGUCGACCUCCAUCCAACAUUAAAUGUUUUCCUUUCGUGAAGAACCACUUGAAGUUGACGCCCAUGUUUGGUUUUGUUUCCGGGAAGUUUUCAGAUGUGAUGUUUCUCCUUUUUGGUUUCCCUCAUCCUCACCCCACCGCCCAAAUUUCAUUGUGUGGUAUCCCCAGGAAUAGAACAUCUAGUUUCUUCAGUCUCGCGUCUGUGUUAAUGUCACAGAGUGGACAUGGGGGCGCCAGUUGAACCACCGAGCAUCAAGAACCUGCUUAUCCUUCGUCACUGACAGUUGGGCAGUCUGUGGCCAAGAGGUGCUGCCCAGUUCUGGCCUGAGAUUGCAGAAGCAGCUUGGCUGGCUGGGGUGUGGGAGCUGGGUGCUGUGAGGGCCCCGUAGGUGCUUCGGGAACGGGGUUUUCCUUCCUCUUUGAACCCACACCUUGCUGCCCCUGUGCUUAUGAAACCAGUGUCUUUCAUGCUCGUGUGUACCCUACACAUAUUCACGUUAUUUUUUUCAUUAAAGGCUACAGCCAGCAUUGUUGUGGGGGGGAGGGGCAGGACAUUCCCAGUGGUUCGGGUCUGAUGGCUCAAUACUUGGGCACUCAGGGUCUCAGCAGCGGUGCUCAAGGGACAUUGUGGUGCCAGGGGGAGAACUCAGAGCCUGGCAUCGACCAGCCACAUGCUCUGUGACUCAAGCUCUCUCCCACCUCUGUCCUGCCUCAGAAACAAGACUCCAGCUCUGCUUUCUCAUGCUGUAAGUUUUUAUUUCUCUGCAGUGAUAUUUCUUAUUCCUUUGGGAGGUAGGUAAGAAUGGUGGGUCGUGGGCUGGAGCCCUGGCUCUCAGCAGGGGGCAUGCAUGAGGAGGGUGGUCCUAAGGAAGCUGUGGGGCUCCGGGGUACAGUGGCGCCUGCCUGGCCUUCAUGACAGGCUAAGUACAGAGACCGUGCUUUACUAUUUUUCUUUUAAGGUUCUAUAUUGAAAAGAGGAGGUCUUGGGCCACACCUGACAGUGCUCACAGGCUACUCCCAGCUCUGUCAGUCAUGAUGACUCAGGAGAAACUCAUGCAAGAGCCUCACCUGCUAUACUAUCUCUCCAGCCCCGCUUUUCCCCUUUUAAGUAAAAAGGAUCUAAGAUUCAGUCCAAGGUGAAGCUGGUCGGUUGAAACAUAAAGAAAAAAAACUGGUUUAGCUAGAGCAGAAUUUGCAUUUAUGGAAAUAUGUCCUGACUGGCGGCAGAAAGGCUGAGACUUUGUUUAGGCACCAGAGUUCUGCCCGGAGCCUGGCCCUCCCUGGGCUCACGGCAGACAGGCUGCGGGUCAGCUUCCGCUGGCAAGAGCCUCUGCCCACCUAGCGGCUACUCCCUGGGUGUCUCAGAGGGGCCUGUGAUCCUCAGAGCCUGCUUCCGGGCCAGGCUCAGCCUUUGCCCUCUCUGUUCUCCCUGGUGUCAGGAUUGCCAGCUCCAUUCUUGGGUCCCCAGAGGCAGAUGCUGGCAGGUGCUCUAGGCAGCCAAGGCCACCUGACCGCAGCAC